Messenger RNA from Trichobilharzia szidati, 1744 nucleotides. The record is from the annotation of a GenBank genome assembly. Lineage: Eukaryota; Metazoa; Platyhelminthes; Trematoda; Strigeidida; Schistosomatidae.
AUGGGGAGUGGUACAUCAGCACUAACACCAAAAGUGAUUUAUUUUUCAAUCAAUGGAAAUAUUGAAAGGUUGAUGAUCUCAUUGUCAUGUUCACAUUGUGAAAUUCACGAGUUAUUAUGCCUUCUGUCAAAUGUUCCAAGGUCGUCUCAUGUGAUGAUCACUGAUGUGAAUGGAUUAAAUGUGCCUUGUUCAGGUUCAAUGCCAGCGAAUACAUAUAAUACACCAUAUACUGUGACAGUUGUGCACAGUUCAGAACCGAGUGAAAUUAGCCUCAUUGCUCGUAUGUUUGAAUCGCUGACAGUACAGUUAAAUGAUACUCUGAAAAUUACUGAUCUGAAAAAUGAAUUUGCAGAUCGAAUGCAGCUGUUAGAAAAACGAAUGGUUGUUGAAUCUGAUCGUCUUAACGAUUUGGAACGAGUUAGAAAAGAACUGCAAGAAUUGAGAAAUCUGUUUUAUGAAAGAAAAUCAACUUUUUCAGGCAGUAGCGCUGAACGUGCUUAUCCAGGAAAUCUUCGAAUGAGCAGUAAUGGUAUCAAAAUUGUAGAAAUGCAAAAUUUGCCAGUUUUUGAAAAGUAUACACUCACCCAAUCAACUAUUGACUUUUUAAAGAAGCCAACCUUUGAUAUUUGGCACUGGGAACCAAAUGAGAUGCUGGCAUUACUGGAGCACAUGUAUAGUGAGUUGGGAUUGGUUGCAGAAUUCAAUAUUAAUCCGCUUACUUUGAAACGCUGGUUGUUGUGUAUACAGGCGAAUUAUCGAAAUAAUCCAUUUCAUAAUUUUCGACAUUGUUUUUGUGUUGCCCAAAUGAUGUAUGGUAUAUUAUAUCUGUGUGGAUUGAAUAAUGAUUUUUCACGUGAAGAACUUGGCAUCCUAUUGACAGCAGCUGUAUGCCAUGAUUUAGAUCAUCCUGGAUAUAGUAAUUCUUAUCAGAUCAAUGCAAGAACUGAAUUGGCUAUCCGAUACAAUGAUAUAUCACCGCUUGAAAAUCAUCAUUGUGCUGUAGCCUUCAGUAUACUGAAUCAUCCAGAAUUGAAUAUUUUUGCAAAUGUUAGUCAAGAUGUUUUCCGUCGAAUCAGACAGGGAAUGACAAGCCUUAUUCUAGCUACUGAUAUGGCUAGACAUGGUGAAAUAUUGGAAACAAUGAGAAGACAUUUAGAAGAAGGUUUUUCAAUGAAUAAAAAAGAACAUCGUGAAACCUUUAAAAUGGUGCUUAUAAAAUGUUGUGAUAUUUCAAAUGAAGUCAGACCAAUGAAUGUUAGCGAACCAUGGGUUGACUGUUUACUUGAAGAAUACUUCAAUCAGUCUGAUCGUGAAAAAUUGGAAGGUUUACCAGUAGCUCCAUUUAUGGAUCGUGAAAAAGUUACUAAACCAUCAGCUCAAAUUGGUUUCAUUAAAUUUGUAUUAAUCCCAAUGUUUCAGACUGUAGCGAGUGUUUAUCCAAUCAUUGAUGAACUUAUGGUGACUCAGUUAAAUUCAGCAUUAGAACGAUAUGAAAAAAUGCAGGCUGAAGACGAGGCGAAAAAACGAAGCGCUAGUUUAAAUGAAGCUGAUUGAAGAUGAAUGGGAUACAAAGGCAAAUGAAGAAAACAAAAGAGUAACAAAAAAUCAGAAUUUUAAUUAAAAACAAAAGACAAAAAAACUAUCGAGCUAUUUAUAUACAUAUGGUACAUUAUGACUUCCAUUGUUCAUUGUUCAAUGGAUAAAAAUCUUUCUUUUUUUUAAAAAAAGUAAAGUAAUUGUGCUG